Messenger RNA from Pyricularia oryzae 70-15, 528 nucleotides. RefSeq lists its product as uncharacterized. Gene Ontology annotation, cellular component: membrane. The record is from RefSeq and is a predicted model, not a curated record. Lineage: Eukaryota; Fungi; Ascomycota; Sordariomycetes; Magnaporthales; Pyriculariaceae. The coding region runs from base 1 to 528 and encodes 175 amino acids. The transcript is spliced from 2 exons.
AUGAAUAAAAUCCUCCUCCCUAUCCGGGCGACCCAGGCCCUGUUUGCGAUAAUAAUCCUGGGACUAUCGGGAUAUGUCGCCAACUGGUACAACAUGGAGACCACGGCGUCAUCACCGUCGCAGAUCAACUUCCUGGUCUUCAUACCCAUCAUGACGGUCCUGACGCUUGGCUACGUCGAGGGCGUGGCCCGGUUCAUGCCUCGCAUCUUCAACCCCUACAUCGCCCUGGGACUGGAGGCGCUCAACGCCCUCUUCUACUUUGCCGGCUUCAUCGCGCUGGCCGUGUUCCUCAACGGGCUCGUCUUUUGCCGCGGCCCCGUCUGCGGCUCGGCCCGGGCCUCGACGGCCUUUGGCGCAUUCCAAUGGAUCCUCUUCUCCGUCACGGGAGGUCUGACCGCCAAGGAGGUCUUCUUCAAGUCGGGGUUCGGCGGCGGCCUGGGGGGCCUCCGCAGGGGCGCGGGGGGCGCCCCGUCGACGUCGGCCCCGGGCGGGCUCCCCCUCGAGAAGAAGGAAGAUUCCGCAGCCUAA